Messenger RNA from Papaver somniferum (opium poppy), 1586 nucleotides. Its product is annotated as protein FLX-like 3. The record is from RefSeq and is a predicted model, not a curated record. Gene Ontology annotation, molecular function: nucleic acid binding; zinc ion binding. The transcript is spliced from 4 exons. The coding region runs from base 159 to 854 and encodes 231 amino acids. Lineage: Eukaryota; Viridiplantae; Streptophyta; Magnoliopsida; Ranunculales; Papaveraceae.
UGCCAAUGUUUGCUGAAGCCGCUGUAUAUGAGUGGUUACACAGACCUACAAAAAUAUCCAUCCCGCAUCCCAAGAAUAAUCUCCAAAAAUCUCCUCCCACCCUCUUUGGAGCUCCAGCUACUUCUCUAAUCGUCUUCUCCGUCACAGGAAUUGAAUAAAUGAUGGCAGGUAGAGAUAACGGUGGUGGUAGAGGCGUUUAUCCACCAGAUGGUUCAUAUGCAAGAGGACCACCACCACCAUAUCAGGUACCAAGACCACCACCACAUCCAGUACCAACACCACCAGUACCACAUCCAGCUAUGUUACAAAAUGAAUUAGAAAUGCAACGUGCUGAGAUUCGAAGACUUGUGACCGAUAAUCGGAGAUUAAUUGAUGACCGUAUUGGUCUACAGCGUGAAUUAGGUGGUGCUAAGGAGGAGAUACAUAGGUUGAAUAUGGUAAUUGGUGAUAUCAGGGCGGAGAAAGAUGCUCAUUCUAGAGAAUUUAUGGAGAAACGAUUGAAACUUGAAGCUGAGGCGAUGCAGUUGAGAAAUGAAGUUCAGAAAUCGAAUAGUUUGAGGAUGGAGUUGGCUGGGCAAGUUGAGAAUUUGACACAAGAGUUGGGAAUGGCGCGAGCUGAUAAUCAGCAGAUUCCAAUGAUGAGAGCUGAGAUUGAUGGAAUGCGUCAGGACCUUAUGCUUGCCAGGUCUGCUUUUAUGUAUGAGAAGAAAGCGAAUGUUGAGUUAAUGGAGCAGAGGCAGGCAAUGGAUAAGAAUUUGGUUUCUAUGGCUUGUGAAAUUGAGAAGCCGCGUGCGGACUUUGUCGGUGGUGAUAAGACUCAUGGAAGACCACCAUCAACUGCUGCCGUGAGGUGAUUUAUUAGUUGCCCACUUUGAAUAUCAUAAGCGCUGCCUCACUUCUAGUCAGUGGAGUCCACAUGAGCCCUUGGCACUUACAUUUGAAGACAAUCAACUAAGGUAAGAACAUUUAACUAAGAAACUGCAUCCGUAAAUACUCCAUUUUCGCUCCCCAUCUUUUGAUAAGUGAUAUGGCUAAAGUAUGAUCGGUAGUCAGGCAUGAUGAGGAACUAGUAGCUUCUUUUUCUUUAUUCGAAUGCAGGUGUUCUUUGAUUUGCAUUACCAGGAUUUGGGAUCUCUCCCUGGAAAAGACGAGGAAGAAGAAGCAGAAUUCAGAGCAAGGAUGCAAGAGCAAGUGAAUGCCCCGGAGGAUUCUGCUAUCACAACUUCUUUUCGUUCAUCAGAUUAUUAUCCUUUUCCCUUCUGAGUGUUCACAAUCAUGUUGUGCAUUUUCAGUUUCACCUUUAUUAAUAUUUGGAUUUGAAACAGGGUCAGAUGGUUUUAAUGUCUUAAUGCCUUCUAAUGUUGAAAAUACAAUUCCAGCGGCAUAGAGUUAUUUCGAGGAGCUAAAGAUGAAACCAGACGUAUCGGAACCGUCUUAAUUAUGAGCUUUCUUGAGUUACAGUUAGUUGUGGCCCCAGACUUUAUAUGUUCCUCUUUCUUUCUUUUUUUCAGUUCUGUAAUAGAAUUUAGGUCUUAAUUAUACAGAUUUAAGAUAAAAGGUGCAAUUGGAUAUUAUUUAAAUGUGAU